UCUCCCGGCUAAAGCUCCUCCAUAACCGCAAGCUGAUCACAUUUGAGAGACGAUGAAAGGCUCGCUGAAAUUGGUGGUGGCGUUGGCGGUGCUGGUGGUGGUCCUCGGGAUGCUGGGUGUCUGUGAGGGACGCUACCUCCCCACCAGGGGGGAUGAGGCUCGUCUCGAGGAGAUCAGGAUGAUGCUCAGGGACCUGCUGGAGGGCGCUGCUGGGGGAGCUCCACGGUUGGUCAAGAGGGACGUCGAAACUGAUAACUUUCAAGCCAGAAAUUCUUUAACUUGAACCGUGCAACAAUACUAAAUGGACGAAGUACUGGCAGUUUUCUUCAAUUAUUCUUGACGUUAAUUAUUGAAUG
Messenger RNA from Hyalella azteca, 356 nucleotides. RefSeq lists its product as uncharacterized. The transcript has a single exon. The record is from RefSeq and is a predicted model, not a curated record. The coding region runs from base 53 to 283 and encodes 76 amino acids. Lineage: Eukaryota; Metazoa; Arthropoda; Malacostraca; Amphipoda; Hyalellidae.